UCGAAGUUACAUGGAUUCUUGAAUGUUUUCGUGGCGGACACGAAGUUGACACAUGUGUACAAUGUGCGUAGUUUACGUUUAAUAAUGCAUACAUUUUUAUAAGACAAUCAGUUAAAAGGUACAAAGAUGCUGUGACCAAUUUGACAUUAAUAACUAAAUGUACAUAUGUGUCUGAAUAAAGAUAACAAAUAUAAGAGUGAUAUGCGAAAGACUACACAAUAGGUUUUAUAAUUCAUCUGUACUUAUGUGGUGCUUUUAUACAAGUCAUGUGAGUGAUUUCAAUCUGACAAGGUAGAAUAUUUUGUGCCAUAUCACAAAACAUAUCACAAAUAGCAAAGACUACUACCAGUGAAAUAUACGAAUAAUUUCAUUGUCGAUAUUGUAAAACAUUGUCAUACAAAUUAUUAUCUUCGAUAUAUAGAGAGUAUUCUACAAUCCUAAAAUGCGUAAUCAUAAAGCAACACAGAGGAUAAAAAAACAAGCACCUAAACAGAAAACAGAAAAAUUAAGAGAACUUUAUGUCACAUUAUAUGACCUUACUUUAUAUCCAGAGUUAGUCCCAUUGCGAUAUAAGUUGUCAUUCAGGCAGCAACUGAAACAAAUAACAAAGUUAUCGUAUAUAAAUACAUCCAAAAAUCAUUCUAAUAAUGUACAAUUAUCAAGACAAAAUGUGCAAAAUGCCAAUGUACAAAGUAGCAAAUCCAUAGAGAACAGUUCUUCGAGAAAUAUAUCUGAAAGGAAAAGCAUAAAGAAACAUGAAACAACUAAAUCUAAAUUAAAUAAUAAAUAUAUAAAAUCAAUUAAGAAAGUACUAAACAAUCAGUAUGAUAAGAUACUUCAAUCAAGAUCCAGAAAACAUAAACAACAAUCAAUAAUUGAUGAUGAGUCUUCCAGUGUAACAAGCGACCAAACUUUUGAUGAGACAAGCCAAACAUCAAACGAAGUGGCAUCAACAAAUACUAAAGUUCUUCAAUAUGCUAGGAAAUUAACUAUAAGCAGAGAAAAUAGAGUAGAUAUCAGUGAAUUGGAUUUGACAGAUGAUACAAGCAUGGAAUCAGCUAAGGUGGGUUCUGAUGAUACAAAUUAUUUGGAUAAGAAAAAUUUAAUUUUUAUUGAUUCUAAUAGCAAGAACCAAAAGGUAUCCAACAAAGAGAUAUCUAUUGCAAGUACAAAACACAACUAUAAUUUAAGUCCAGUUAAUUUUAGGGAAGAGGCAAAUCACAAAGUAAAACAAAAAUAUAGUCUAAACAAGGAAAGUCUAACCAUCGCAGAUGGAGGAAAGAAAUUUUCUACAAACAGACUGUUUGAGAAUGUUAAGACAAAUGAAGAAGUUCUGCAUACUUCUAAAAUUCCUCUAAGCUCAUCUAAUAAUAAAAUGAUUGAGGAAAAACAAGACCAGCAUAAUGCAAGAACAAAAUCAAAUACUGAUAGUACGUUAGCAGUAAAAUUAAAAUCUACCGCCAUCAUAAGACCAAAGAAAGUGCCUACUGAUUGCGUUACCAAAAACAGUUCACCAGAAAUAUCUAAAGAAAAUAAGUCGUUGAAGCAGCAGCAUACUAUACCAAAGAUAACUCAAGAUGCUUUCUUACCGAGAGGAACAGUAAAACUUGUAAGACUAAACGGGGCACACAUUAGCGCAUGGAAGAAUACUCUCAAUAAUGAUAAUUCGAAACAAAAUGGGUGUAAUAAUAGAGAUAAAAAUGUAAAACAAACCCUUGAUAUCGAUGAUACGCUUGAGCACACAAAUACUCUCAAAGAAAAGGGAGAUCAUGUAUCUUCUACAAUAAUUAAAUCCAUCAACGCUUCACAAAUAUCAGGAUACAUAUCAACACAGAAAAGUAAUACACAAGAAGAUAACAAUGUGCUGACUGAUGAUGGACUUUAUAAUAAAGUUCUCAGUCGUAGAAGACAAAGUUUCUCAAUAACGACACAAGAAGAUACUUACGAGAAUAUAAACAUCAAUAACAUUAAUACUGAAGCAGCAAUUAACACAAAACACAAUGUACAGGAUAAAAUACAAUGUCGAAAGCGUACUGCAGAGAAAAAUAGCGAAGAUGUCAAUACGUGUGUUAAAAGAUUUAAACUAAAAAGAAAUUUUCAGCAAAGCAAUGUGAAACCAUACAUUGAACAAUCGAAUCAACAACAACUUAAUGAUUCUUCAAGUACCGACGCUUCAAUGUCCAAAGAAGCAGAAUGUUAUAUAACCGAUUUGCGUAAAAUCCUAAAUCGGAAAAGGAAUGAAAAGACUUGGAAAUUGAAAGCCGCAAUUGAUGAUAAAACUAUAGAUAAUACGGCGUCUAUAGAAAUAAGUAAUGAAGAUGAUACAAUUGCUGUAGCAAACGUAGUAACAGCAAGGAACGAGAAAACUUGUGAGAAACUCUCUUCGAAGGAUAAAUUAACCUUUAGUAAAGAUAUAUGUGAAAAGCAAAAUAAUUCGCAAGUAAGUUCAAUUAAGAACAGUGCCUCGAAUUUAUCUAAUAACUUGUAUAAUGUACCAGACGAAGCAUGUCACAGUCAAGUAGAUAUAAAUAUUUAUGAAGAUAUCAAUAUGCGAAAGGAGUGUACAAACGAUUUGAACAAUAACGACGAUUGCAAUAAUGAAGAAGACUAUGAUUGCAUUUCUCUUUAUGCAGAAACGUUCGAUGUAAGCCAAUUUGAAGAUACAUUUCCGGAUGAACGAGAGAAAUUACCUAAACCUCUAUAUUCUGAUACACCAUACACAAUGAGUACUAGUAGUUUUGAUAAAUAUUUCAAACAGAAUAAAAGCGAAUUUAAUCAAGAGUAUGAAAGAUGUAGAGUAAAUAAUACAGAAAACUCACAGGUUGUACAAAAUACAGAUAAUACAGGAAAGGCAUUGGGAAAAAUGGAAGUAUUAAAAGACAAUUUACUAGAAACGCAUAAUAAAAAUCAAUUAUUGACAAUAAAACAAACUCUGCCAAAAAUAGCUUCAAACAUUCCUUUGUGGAGAAGAACAGUACACAUCGAUGAAGUAAUGAGGCAAACUUCACAGAGACAUUGUCCUGUAAAUUCAACAAAUUUAACAUCUGCAGCCGAAAAUACGCAAAUUUUUAAAUCUCGCGAUAUGAAUCAGCAUUUUUAUGGCUUUUGUUUUAAUAUGUUGAUAUACUCCACGUGUAAACAGAAAACAUGUAAUUUCAAACACAAUUUUCAGGAUUUCCUUCACAAGUUUAAUACUCAAAAUAACAAUAAAAUAAUGGAUAUGAUAGAAUUUGCUAGAUUUAAGAAAUUUUUCUUUUUCUGCCAAGAAUUAUAUAGAAUAUCAUUAAAGAAAUUAAGUACCGAUCAGAUUUUAAAGAUACAUCAAAUGUUUUAUGACGCCUAUAAGUUAACAAAGGAUAUUACUUGCGACGUUCUCGAUGAAUUAUUAAAGAGAAAUAUGCCAUUAAGUGCUAUUGUGGAAAGCAUCGUAGCGUCCAUCUAUUCGUCCGUUAGAACCAUUAUAGUGAACCAAGUGUACCUAAUAUACCAGUGUAUAGAAAAAUAUAUAGAAUCUGGUAAAUACUGGUACAUUGCAAGGAGCAUGUUACCGAUACUGAUGCCAGAUAAGCGUAUUAUUGAAAACAUAUUAUACGAUUGCAUAUGCAAUGAACAGUUAUUUAAUGUUCGAGAUAUUGAUGAUAUAUUAAUAAGUAAACUCCGUCCUGAUAUGAUAUCACAAUUAGAUAAACAUUUAAUGGUACGUUUCAAAAGUCUGUUGGCUAAGAAAACUGCAGAGGAUAUUCGCACUAUGAAACCAGUUCAGGAAUUUGGGGAAAAUUUUAUGGCGAUGGAUACGAUUGCUUCCCCCGAUUCGAAACAACACUUAGACGAAGUGGAAUCACCAAGAGGAUCUAUCAAUAUUGCAAACAUGAGUCGGACAAAUGAAAUUGAGAAGCAUGGUCAUGAAAUGAAUGCAACAAGUAGUAAAUGUUACAUAUUGCAUCCUAUCGACGACUUGCCGGAACCACGAUCUAUCUACCGAGAUCAUGAACAUCUGUGGAAAUUCUAUGUAGAUUUAGAUAGAGUUAAACAGGGACUUAAACAUCAAGAUUACGAUUAUGUUAUUGAUAUCUUAGAAGAGUACACAGAGAAACAGGAUGCAAACUUGUUUGUUCGUUCAUGUUGUAAUAUGCUCCGAACAGAGAUAAAACGUUCAGAUCACCACUUAAUAAACAUAAUACAACGAACAGUCCAAACCGGUACUUUUGCCAUCCUGCGUAAAAUCCUAUUUGAGAUAGGAUUAGACAUAUUGAUCGCUUUAAUGGACGAAGAGGCUUGGAGGCUUGCGUUUUACUUUGUCAAAUCACUUAAAAUUUGUGAUUUACCAUCUAGCGCGGAAUUUACUAUGUUAUUGGCUGAGAUUUAUCUAGCUAACAAAAGAGCUCUAGAUGCACUCGAUUUAUUCACAAACAAAAAAAUUAUAUGCACCAGUCGUGAUAGGUGGCGUGUUGUAAGCACUAUUCGCGACGAACGCGUAAGAAACAAACUAAUGUAUAUCCUAUUGGAUUCACUUUGUAACGGUCUAACGGAACACGCUUUCUUUCUCUUUACAUUUUUGCUCAAAGAUCAAUCCAGCCAGUUUUAUCCGAUAGAUUUGUCUCGUUACGUAAACAAGUUAAUAACGCUACUUUUAUCAGGAAACGAGACAGCUUUAAUCAUGGAAAUGGGGAAUUUGAUACUUAAAUAUAAUUUUCCAUUGAAUACAACGACGUGUCGUGCAUUAAUUACAACGUUGAUUCACGUAGACGAAAAAUUAGCCAUACAGCUAUACUGUUAUGCGGAAGCCAUAGGUCUCUACUCGGUGAUAAAGCUGUGGCCAAUAUGUAUCAUUAUGAAUAACGACUUAACGGAAGAAGAAAUAUAUCUUAGAAUUCUACGCUUACUAGAGAAGCUUAAAAUAAAUUUUGGACAUGCGAUCGAAACCGUUAAACCGAGAUCGCAACAGAUUGCAGUAUUUCUCAUCCUUGAGGUGAAAUCAACGGAACAGCCUUGUUGCUCUAAACAGAUCUGUGAUAAUAGUCGAGCGAUUGCAAAUAUCAAGGCACUAAUAAGAAAUGUCUUGAGAAAACGAUUUGAUCCACCUAUAUCAUUAAUAUCACAUGUUAAAGAAAAAAUAUGUAGGCUACAAACCAAAAGUCUUAUAAAUUAUCUUAAGUCGGAACAUUGCAAUUGAUAAAAAAUAUUGGUCACACUUGACCGAGAACAUGGGAUGCAAAAUCUAGAUGGAUUAAAAAGAAAGGCAUCAAUAGUCACGCAUUUCAAACACCAUAGGAUAUUGUUUCAGUGCUAUCAUAACAUUGAGAAUAUUACUUUGUUUUACAUUGAAUAUGCAGUACAUACUACAUAUAAUGUUAUUCUUUAUACAAAUAUCACAAUUAAAUAUAUAGUGAUCACGAUUGAAAGUUUUCAAUCGUACAAUUUGA
This is a messenger RNA of Harpegnathos saltator (Jerdon's jumping ant), 5423 nucleotides long. RefSeq lists its product as uncharacterized. Lineage: Eukaryota; Metazoa; Arthropoda; Insecta; Hymenoptera; Formicidae. The record is from RefSeq and is a predicted model, not a curated record. Bases 443 to 5173 code for a protein of 1576 amino acids. The transcript has 13 exons.